Messenger RNA from Diachasma alloeum, 2288 nucleotides. RefSeq names its product neprilysin-11. The record is from RefSeq and is a predicted model, not a curated record. The transcript has 17 exons. Gene Ontology annotation, biological process: protein processing. The coding region runs from base 55 to 2241 and encodes 728 amino acids. NCBI's taxonomy places the organism in Eukaryota, Metazoa, Arthropoda, Insecta, Hymenoptera, Braconidae. Gene Ontology annotation, cellular component: plasma membrane. Gene Ontology annotation, molecular function: metalloendopeptidase activity.
CUUGCCACUAAGUCGUAUAUUUCUCUGACAUUGUUGUGAUUUAUAUAUUUAACAAUGUUUCAUUUCAGAUGGUGCAAUUUUCUCAGUUUCACCAUAAUUCUUGCUCUCUCGUUGAUUUCACCAUCUCGAUUACUGCCUGUCAAACAGAAUGAUAAUAUAUCUCCCAGUCCUGGACUCGGAAAUGACGUGGCACGUUGUCUAGACGAAUCAGUAAAUCCAUGUACUGAUUUCUACGGAUAUUCAUGUGGCCAUUGGACAGACCAUCACAUUCCGGCCCAGGGAUUUCCAAUUUGGUCAAAUUGGUACAUAAUCACGCAUGACAUAAGACCGAAGAUUCAACGUUUGUUGAAUGAAACAGAUUCCGAAACAGACAAUGAGGCAAUUCGCAAAGCGCGGAGGGUCUAUCGAGCGUGCAUGAACAAAGAUAAAAUUGAAGAAAUCGGUGCUGAGCCACUAAAAUCGGUAGUCAAUGAUAACGGAGGAUGGCCGCUGAUAAUGAAACCUCAAGAGUGGAGUUCGAAAAACCUUACUUGGCAACAAGUGCAUGCGAAAUUCAUGAAAACUUUGGGGGCCGAAGCAUUAUUUGCGAUUGAGAUUGUGGCGGAUCCUAGAAAUUCUUCUAUCACCAGGCUUGCUGUUUCAGAACCAGAUCUUAUUCUGAAGAAAAAAGAAUUGGUUGCGCCUGGGAAAUUUGCCCUGUCAAUGGCCUACAACUUAUACAAAGUCAAGAUAGCUAAUGUCCUCCAAAGAUCCACAACAUCAUCGUCUGAAGAGCAAGAUAACGUAUCGCAGUUGAUGGAGUUAAAUAAUUUUGAGAGUGAACUAGCAGAGAUUACACAUGAUGAGCAAGGCAUCAAAGAAAUCGAUAAGUGGUACAGUCUGAUGACAAUCGACGAACUCCAGAGUCUUUAUGACAGUGCAAACAUGACCAGUCCAGUUGCUAAAAUCAAUUGGCUCGACACAAUCAGAGAUGUAUUCACAUUAGCUCCGGAAAUCACUGUGGAUGGAUCAGAACAGGUGAUUGUACCGGGGAAGGAUUAUUUCCCGAAAUUUGCUGCAUUGCUCAAUAGAACUUCACCGGAGACCAUCGUGAAUUACAUCAUGUGGCGAGUAAUUACGGAUAUAUCCCUUUACGCGAAUGACGAACUGAGGGAACUCUUGACAAAUUUCAAUGAGAAACGCGUUGGGGCAGAUCCAAUUGGCACUAGGGAAUACGAUUGUGUGAGUUCCUCGCAAAUGGAACGUGCAGUUUCUUACGCAUUUGUCAAGAAACACUUUUCCCCAGAAUCCAAACAAGCGACGAUGGAGUUGGUGGCGAAUAUUCAACAAGCUAUGAAUCAAUAUAUCCGACAAUCACCUUGGCUGGAUGAUGAGACGAAGAAUCUGGCUACUGAGAAAAUCGAUGCUAUCAUAAAAUUCAUAGGUUAUCCUGAUGAUUACAAUGCUGCUAACAUAGAUGAAUAUUAUUCAGAGUUAGAACCAACAGACAGCUAUUUCGAAAACGAAAUGAGAAGGAGAAUUUUCGCGAUGAAAAAAAUUAUGAGAACGUUACGUAAGCCAACGGAGAAGAACAAGUGGCCAAUCGAACCCAAUGCAGUCAAUGCAUAUUAUAUACCAGUAUUGAACACGAUGAUGGUGCCGGCUGGAAUUCUCCAACCCCCUCUUUUCGACCUAAAUAGACCUAGUGUAAUUAAUUACGGAAUGAUUGGUGCAACGAUUGGCCAUGAAAUCUCGCACGCAUUGGAUAGCAAUGGUCGCCGAUUCGAUAAGAAUGGUAAUGCGGUGACUUGGUGGUCACAGCCAAAUAUUGACAAAUAUGAAGAGCACGCACAGUGUUUUAUUCAUCAGUUCAAUAAUUAUACGAUAUACGAGGAUGGCGCACGGUCGAUUCCUGUGAAUGGAACUUUGACAUUGGAAGAGAAUAUAUCAGACUCUACAGGGCUGCAAGUGACUUGGGAUGCGUACAAGAUAUUCCGUGAAAAGCAUGGGACCAAUGGUGGGAAAAUUCCCGGAUUGGAGCGAUUCACUGAUGAUCAAAUAUUCUUCUUGGCGUUUGGACACCUGUGGUGUGCGUACGAGAGUGACAUGUACCUCCAACAGUACAGUCCUGACGACGUUCACAGUCCGGCCAAAGCUCGAGUCAACGGCGCGGUGUCCAAUAUCAAAGCUUUCGCUGCAGCUUUCAAUUGCCCAGAAAAUUCGACCGUAAAUCCCUCGAAAAAGUGUAAUAUCUGGCUGUGAGAAAUAAAUCUUUGUUGAUUUUAAUAAAUUUUUGGUGAAAAAUCUCA